GAAAAGAGUGAGGAAGUGAGCAAACUAGGGUUCUUGUCGUUUCACCAAAAUCAAUCACCAAUGAAGCUAGCCGGACUGAAAUCAAUCGAGGACGCGCACGACGAGUCGGUAUGGGCAGUGACGUGGGUGCCGGCCACCGAGUCCCGACCCUCUUUGCUGCUAACCGGGUCACUGGACGAGACCGUGAGGCUGUGGCAACCGGACGAGCUGGUGAACCGCGGAAAAAUGACCGGCCACUGCCUCGGCGUGGCUUCGGUGGCGGCCCACCCCUCCGGCCGCAUCGCCGCAUCGGCUUCGCUGGAUAGCUUCGUCAGGGUAUUUGAUGUUGAUACCAACAAUACCGUGGCCAGUCUCGAAGCCCCGCCAUCUGAAGUGUGGCAAUUAAGAUUCAAUCCCCAGGGUACCAUGCUAGCUGUGGCAGGUGGGGGAAGUGCAUCAGUCAAAGUUUGGGACACUGCCACAUGGGAGAUAGUAGCCACAUUGUCGAUUCCUCGCCCCGAAGGAACCAAGCCAACUGAUAAAAGCAGCAGCAAGAAGUUUGUGCUAUCGGUUGCCUGGAGUCCUGAUGGGAGACGCAUUGCUUGUGGCUCAAUGGAUGGAACUGUUUCUGUUUUCGAUGCAGAUCGUGCCAAGUUCCUGCACCACCUGGAAGGCCACUUCAUGCCAGUGAGGUCUCUCGUGUUUUCACCCGUUGAGCCAAGGUUACUCUUCACAGGCUCAGAUGAUACCCAUGUGCACAUGUAUGACGCUGAAGGAAAAACCUUGGUUGGAGCUAUGUCAGGUCACGCAGGAUGGGUCCUGAGUGUAGAUGUGAGUAGUGACGGGGCGGCUGUUGCAACGGGCUCAAGUGAUAGAACCGUGAGGCUGUGGGAUAUCAGUAUGAGGGGAGCUGUGCAGACAAUGAGCAACCACACUGACCAAGUCUGGGGAGUGGCGUUUCGACCAGGAGGAAUGCCUGGUAGACUUGCAAGUGUGUCGGAUGACAAGAGCAUAUCGCUGUACGACUACUCUUGAAGUGGCUGGCUCGGGGAGAUAUGAGAACCUUAGAAAUUUACCAGAUUGUUCACUUGAAAUCGGUUUGUUUGACACCUUGUUCUGAUGUUCUGUUUGUAAUACACAAAAAACUAGUGUUGGUCGAGGGAGGGAAUGCAUACCUAUUAGACGGAUCUUUUACCGUCGAAUUGGUGAACCCUUUACAGUAAAAAAUGAACUGGCGAAGCCUUAGAUGUGACCUUGUUAAUGUGUAUUCUUAGGCUCGCAGCUUUAACAAGUUUGUUUUGGCAUA
This is a messenger RNA of Pyrus x bretschneideri (Chinese white pear), 1285 nucleotides long. RefSeq names its product WD repeat-containing protein VIP3. Gene Ontology annotation, cellular component: Cdc73/Paf1 complex. The record is from RefSeq and is a predicted model, not a curated record. Bases 61 to 1014 code for a protein of 317 amino acids. Lineage: Eukaryota; Viridiplantae; Streptophyta; Magnoliopsida; Rosales; Rosaceae. Gene Ontology annotation, molecular function: protein binding. The transcript is spliced from 2 exons.